AAAGCAGGAGCACGUGCUGUCCACAGCACUUUAAAGGCCUUUAGGCUAAGGGGCGGAUGACGCCACGGCCUUUCACCUCGACAGAACAGCGGCACGUGCUGUCCGGCGCACUUUACGGCAGUCAAUGCCAAGGCAGCAGGGUUAAGCCACGUCCUUUCACCACACAGAACAGCGGCACGUGCUGUCCGGCAUACUUUACGGCAGCUACGCGAAGGCACGAGGUCGCGAGCGUCUGCUGCGUCAAGGUCCGCUACGGUUACGGGGCUUUGCGCUCUAUCUCAUUGUGGUCUGGUUGUUGGUCCGUUGGUACACCUGCGGCUAUUCUAUCAUGGCAAGGAUGGCGGCACUGUGGGGGAAGACCAGAGAUUACUUCCUGAGCAAGGAGUUCCGGGAAUACGUGACCAGCACUCAUUUCUGGGGUCCCGUGGCCAACUGGGGCCUUCCGCUGGCUGCCUUUAAGGACAUGAAGGAGUCUCCGGAGCUCAUCAGUGGCCGCAUGACGACUGCGCUCAUCUUCUACUCUUCGAUCUUCAUGCGCUUCGCCUACCGCGUACAGCCUCGAAACCUGCUGCUGAUGGCGUGCCACGGCACCAACGUGGUGGCUCAGUGUGUGCAGGCCAGUCGCUACCUACACUACCGCUUUGGCGGCGGCGCCAUGGCCAAAGCCCGCGACCCUCCGGCUACCACCGCCGCCGCUGCCACCAGCCCCAGUUCCCAGCCCCCGAACAAGUUUCUUAAGAACUGAGAGGGCCUGGUCGCAUUUCUGCAGGUCACAAGCACUGAACUGUUAUUCUUCCUGAAAAAAGACCAAUGAAGACUUCGGUUUUGACUCUAUAACAGUGCAAAUCUGACUUAAACCUGCAGUUUGGUUGAUAAACAAAUACAAGAUAGCA
Molecule: messenger RNA, 893 nt
Organism: Cebus imitator (Panamanian white-faced capuchin)
Lineage: Eukaryota; Metazoa; Chordata; Mammalia; Primates; Cebidae
Gene: MPC1L
Product: mitochondrial pyruvate carrier 1 like
Exons: 1
Coding region: 329-745 (138 amino acids)
Biological process (GO): pyruvate import into mitochondria
Cellular component (GO): mitochondrial inner membrane
Source: RefSeq, a predicted model, not a curated record